Messenger RNA from Alternaria conjuncta, 1152 nucleotides. RefSeq lists its product as uncharacterized. The transcript has 2 exons. Bases 1 to 1152 code for a protein of 383 amino acids. Gene Ontology annotation, molecular function: FAD binding. The record is from RefSeq and is a predicted model, not a curated record. Lineage: Eukaryota; Fungi; Ascomycota; Dothideomycetes; Pleosporales; Pleosporaceae.
AUGCAGAGCAUGAACAAGGUCGAGGUCACGAGAGGAGAUCAAGUUGUGAGGGUCGGUGCGGGAGCGCUGUGGCAGGACGUAUACGACGAGGCUGAGAAGCGGGAUCUGACGGUACUUGGAGGUCGCAUUGGCGUCGUCGGAACUGCUGGCUUUCUGACUGGAGGUGGAAUCUCUUUCUUCAGCCCAGAGCGCGGAUGGGCAUGUGACGGCGUCGUCAACUUCGAAGUCGUACUCGCCAGCGGGAAGAUUGUCAACGCCAACGCUACAUCGCACUCUGAUCUCUUCGCGGCGCUCAAAGGAGGGCAGCUCAACUUCGGUAUAGUCUCGCGCUUUGACUUGGCAGCCUUCCCUGCUGGUCCCAUCUAUGGUGGAAGAAUCGUAUUCGGGCCAAAUACCACGACACCUUUACUGUCUGCGUUCACCAAUUUCAAGAUCGGGGAAUAUGAUCCAUACGCAGCGGGCUGGGUCACUGUGCGAUACAACCAUACAGCAGCUACGUUCACUCCAGUGAGCAUCAUGUGGUACACACGGCCAGCGCAAAGGCCUGGGGCACUGAAGGCGAUUUUCGAGACCAAGCCACAAGUCAUAAAUGGCAUGGUUGAAGCUCCGAUCAGUGAGCAUACCAGGAAUGCAUCGAGACAAGUGGCUGCAAACCCUCAGCGCACCAUCUGGGCAACGACCUCUUUCGCCGUCUCACCUACGAUCAUUCAUCGCAUCCACAGUUUGUGGAAAGAAGUCGUCCCGGAGAUUGUGGCACAGUACGCCUAUGCUAAGCCUGUCGCAGAGAUCACAUUCCAGGCUCUUCCCGCACCACCUCGCAAUGGCACAUCACCUAAUAGCUUAGGCUUUCAACCAGAAGAGAUGCCAGAGAAGGAUCUGGUAUUCUUGCAGAUAAUCUUCACGUUUGAAGAUGUCACGGCAACCGAGGGGUUUGAAGAAGCUUUGAAGGACUUGGUGAAGCUAGUUGAAGGGCUGACGAAGGAAGAGGGUGUCUUCCAUCGGUACAAGUAUCUCAACUUUGCAGCAUCGUUUCAGGAUCCGCUGGGAAGCUAUGGCGGAGUUGAGUUGGAAAGGAUGAGGAAAGUGGCGAGGAAGUACGAUACAACGGGUGUUUUCCAGACGCAGGUGCCGGGAGGGUUCAAGCUAUUUUGA